Molecule: messenger RNA, 3563 nt
Organism: Megalopta genalis
Lineage: Eukaryota; Metazoa; Arthropoda; Insecta; Hymenoptera; Halictidae
Gene: Rep
Product: Rab escort protein
Biological process (GO): protein geranylgeranylation; intracellular protein transport; small GTPase-mediated signal transduction
Cellular component (GO): Rab-protein geranylgeranyltransferase complex; cytoplasm; cytosol
Molecular function (GO): GDP-dissociation inhibitor activity
Source: RefSeq, a predicted model, not a curated record
GAGCGUUCCCUGCGAAUCAGCAUUGAGCUCCGUUUCUACCUGCGGCGUCCUGUACUGUCAAAUUGGAGUUUCGAGUGUGUCGUGAAACAGUGAAAGUUCAGAGCGAAAGCGAAACGACGGGAGUGGCCCUUUACUCAGCACAAUUGGCGGCACCCGAUAGAAAUGAAUUGAUUCCCCCCCCGGAUAGCUCUGUUGCGGAGUGCUGAAACCAUUCGUCUUUGGAAUUCCUCGUUCUAUUGCAUAUUCGCAACUUCUAGACAUGGAAGACGACCUGCCGACCGAGUACGAUGUCAUCGUCGUCGGGACAGGGAUGACGGAAUCCAUUGUCGCAGCUGCUGCGAGUAGAAUUGGUAAAAAGGUCCUUCACCUAGACAGUAAUGAAUAUUAUGGUGGCCUGUGGGCCACGUUUAACUUUGAUGGUCUGCAAAAAUGGAUAGAGGACUUAAAACUUUCGAAAAAUGCCACCAAGGAUGUAUCAGGGAUUGAGUUACAGUCAGAUGAAAAGUUCUUGAAAGCUAGUGAUCAAUAUUCCACUGUGGAGAAUAUCGAGGAGACUUGGUAUAUUUCAAAUGAAGCUGAUUUACCUUUGCUCUCCUCGAAAGAUACUCAAACUGAUUGUAGUGGUGAAGGUAGUGGUAGUGGAGAUGAAAAAACAGAUGAGGAUAAAGUUGACAAGAAAGAAAAUGUUAAGCAUUGGAGUAUAGAUCGCAUAAGAAAGGAAUACCGGAAAUUCAAUAUUGAUUUGGCCCCAAAGUUGCUGUUCGCGCGAGGUGAACUCGUCGAGCUAUUGAUCUCCAGUAAUAUCUCUCGCUAUGCCGAGUUCCGAUCGGUCUCCAGAGUGGCGACAUUCAUGGAUGGAAGGUUGACACAAGUACCUUGCUCGAGAACUGAUGUGUUUGCGAACAAAACUGUUAGUCUUGUCGAAAAGAGAAUGCUUAUGAAACUGCUCACGUCGUGCAUGGUACAAGGAGCUGAUAGUCCGGAGUUUGAUGGAUUCCAGGAGAAAACAUUCUUAGAGUAUCUAGAAACAAAAAGCUUGACACCAAUUGUCCAGCAUUAUAUAGUUCAAGCAAUUGCAAUGGCUACCGAGAAAACAUCUUGCAGGGACGGCGUUAAUCGCACAAAACAUUUUCUUAACAGUCUUGGACGCUACGGUAACACACCCUUCCUCUGGCCUAUGUAUGGUAGCGGCGAACUGCCUCAGUGCUUCUGCAGAUUGUGUGCAGUUUUUGGAGGAGUGUAUUGUUUGAAGAGACAGCUUGAUGGUGUAGUAAUAGAUAACGAGAAAUGUAAAGCUAUCAUUAGUGGCAAACAGAGAUUGACUUUAGAGCAUUUAGUCGUCGGUCAAGGUCACCUGCCACCGGAAAUUGUUGCCUCUGAAGGGGAGCAAAGAAUAUCACGUGGAGUAUUUAUUACGGACAGAUCAAUAAUGCAGGGUGAAAAGGAGAAUUUGACACUUUUAUAUUAUCCUCCAGAGGAACCUGGUCAAGAACCUGUUACGCUAAUUGAAUUGGGACCAUCGACAAACGCUUGCCCUCAAGGACUAUUUAUGGUUCAUAUGACAUGCAAGCGAACGGCGAACGCAAAAGAAGAUUUGGCCUAUGUCGUCAAUAAAUUUUUAAGAGCGGAGACCUUCGAUCCACUGGCUAAUCGUGCAUCCAUUCAUAGCCAUACACAAACCGUAUCUCCAGACAAGAGACACCUCCAGGAAGGUGAACAGGAAAACGACAAAGAGGAGUCUGCGGAGAACAUAAAGCCUCAAGUUCUUUGGUCGCUGUACUUAAAUCUACCUGCAAGUGAUAUUAAAUUAAAUGAUUCCGCGCCGAGCAACUUACACCUCUGUUCUGGCCCAGAUUUAGAACUCGACUUUGACUUUGCUGUUAAUCAGGCAAUGAGCAUUUUCAAAGCGAUGUAUCCCGAUGAAGAGUUCCUUCCGCGAGCUCCAGAUCCAGAGGAGAUCGUACUGGACGACGAGGAGGAGCCUGGACCGAAAUUCGAGGGAGAUAUAGAGGCUGAAGAGAAGCAAGAUGUCGAGAAGGCUGAGAAGGAGGAAUAAAUGGUGUUUAUUUCGUCUUUUCAUCUUGAAAACACGGGCCAGCUCCCUUAGCCGCACACCUCUUUCUAUCCAAAGUUGUACGCGCCUUCUUACGUUUGAAAGUUGGCCAAAUUUUUAUCCGAACGAUCGACGAACGAAUUUUUACCACCUAUCGUGUCCGUAAAUAGUGCUAGACGCCAUCACGAGCUAACCGAAACAAUUAAUCUAAUUGAAUCAUUUUAUCAUCCACUCGGGGACUUAAAAUAUUAGUUUGUCUAGCACUCUUUGUAGACUCUUUUCUUUGAAAAAAAUGUUCUGAACACUGAGAGAAAAAUUGCUCGUCGAUUUUCGAAUGAAAUGAUCAGUCAGCUGGCGCUCAAGUCUGCGUUAAACACUCGCUCUUAUCAGAUUACAGUUUGGCCGACCGAAAGCAUUUAUUUUUCUUCCUUUUUUUCUAUCAACGAAAACGUUUUUAAUUUCCGCUAUUCCGUUUCGAGGAAACAAAGUGUAGUUUUACGACACAAAGAGAGACGUGGGAGGAUUCAUCAGUCAUUUAAAAAAAAUAAUCAUUCGAAUGUAACAAAAGUCAGUUUUGAAAUUUUAUGAUUCAUACUUGUAACCGGUUUCUAGUUUAAUCAAGAUACUUAAGGCCUAGCCGGCACCGAUUAUAUUUAUGAAUGAUAAAAUAAUGAGGGGACACGAUUGUUAUUAACUUCAUUGUCUUGAUUGCAGUUAAUUGUUAGCGCACAUGUAAAAAAAAAACGAGAAUAUCGUUCCACGUUCCUCCACUAUAUAAUACAAGUAAAUAUUGUAAUGUCUUUUAUCCGAUCGUUAAUACAUAUUAUACAUCAUUAGUGUAUUUAUUACGUACUGUAUUACAUAGCAUAGUUUAAUCAUUAUACAUUGUUAGUAUAGGGACAAUUCUAGGCUGCGAAAAAUCAAUCGUUCCUCGACUAUUUAUAUGCAUUUCCUCAACUUAAUUAAUUAAUAACACUUCGUUCGUUUAAUUUUUUAAUGACGUCAUUUAAUCUUCGUUGCACACGACUUUGUGUAAUUCCGGUUUUUAUUUUAUAUAUUAUUGUUGUUACUUUUUUACGCUUCGAUUCUGAUAUAGUUCGCUUCUCUCUUUCUAAUCUAUCUGUCUAUUUAUCUAUCUCUCUAUCUAUCUAUCAAUCUCCCUCUAGAUAAAAUAUUGACUAUUUAUUAAGUUUUCCGUUGCAUUUUUCGUAUCUUUUUUGAAAUGUUGUCACCUUUUUUCGAAUAAAAAAGAGAAAAACAUUCCUUCAGACGAUUACUAUGGUUUGACUAUAAGUUUCAUGUGAUUGAGAAGAAAGAAAAAAUGCUGUCGGUUGGUUUCGCUCGUAUAGUAUGAAAAUUUUUAGACACAUUGACCGUAGAGCGGCUUGAAUGUCAGAAUCGAUAAUCUUUUUCUCGCCGUUGCUGCUUCGAUGUGCGCGCAUUUAUUUACAUUUAUCUGAUAAUACGCCGUACUCAGCAUUGAAAUACAGUAAACUGAUACGAACCGAAA